UAUUUAAAAAUAUUAAAAUGGAGACUCAAGUAUUGCCGCCCAUAAAAAUUAAUAAUCCAGCUCCAACUGUCGAGCAAAUCAACGCGGACAGGAUAACUCAGCUUGCAAAUAAAUAUUGGGCACCUCAUACCUCCGAUUCGCAUCUUUCCUUCAGUGCUCAAAUAGCUGAUGACAUUUACGUCGAAGAGAUAUGCGUAUCAAAAUUUUCCAUACGACGUAUAAUGAUGCUUGAGUUUAGUCAAUAUUUAGAAAAGUACCUUUGGCCUAAUUACAACGCUCAGACUGCUACAAGAGCGCACACCAUGUCCAUUGUUGUUAUGGUAAAUGAGAAAUUUCGCGAGCGGGUACAAGUGUGGGAGGCAUUUGAAAAACUGCCAAACCAAUUUCCAGGUUUUUUUCAACAUGUUUUAGAAGCUUGCCUAGAAGAAAGUAUACACGACUAUGAUUUGAGAGAACAGACAGCUUUGAUUGUUUUUUUAAAUCAUUGCUUCAAUUCGAUGGAGGUUGCUCUUGUACGUGAACAAGUUAGAAGACUUGUAUCGUUAUCUAUAUGGAUAUCACUGCAACAAGGUAGAAGAGAACUUGAAUUCAAAAAGUACCCAAAGUGGCGAAAAUAUUGGAAAGCAAUUUUUAAAAAAGAGAGACCAGAUAAUAAAGAUAAGCUAGAAUGGGAGCGUAAAUUUUUACACAGAUUGAUGAUUAAGUUUAUGACAAUUUUAGAGACUAUAACGUUGGAAGGACUCACGAAUCCGGAUAAAGUUCAUUAUUGUGAGCGUUUUUUGGAAUUAAUGAUAGACUUAGAAGCUCUUUUACCAACUAGACGAUAUUUCAAUACCGUUAUGGAUGACUGUCACUUGGUUGUUAGAUGUCAGUUAUCAAAUUUAUUACAACGGCCAGAAGGAGGACUAUUUGGACAACUCCUGGAGAUGUUGAAAUUUUAUGCCAGAUUCGAAAUAAGCGAGGAAACGGGCGAUCCACUUACGGACUACGAUAUGACGCAGAUACAUUAUACAAAAAUUACUUCCUUGCAAAAGGCCGCAUUCGCCAAAUUUCCCGAUCUUCGAUCCUUUGCGCUCGCCAAUGUCGCCAGUGUAAAUAAUCGGGAUGCUCUAUUCAAGCAUUUUGGCUACCUUAGCCAAGAGAAACUUCGGUCCAUAGCGAGCUACUUAAAUUUAGUUCCACCAAUAGAACGUGAAAAGGAUGAGAAUUGGUACAGGCUGGAUUUGGACUUUCUGCGAGAGUUGCUUAUCUCGCGACAUGAGAGACGAGCCUCUCAGCUGGAGGAGCUGAACGAAAUGCCUCUCUACCCGACGGAGGAGGUCAUCUGGAACGAAAGCAUAGUGCCAACGGAGUACUUUUCUGGAGAAGGAUGUCUCGCACUGCCGAAGCUCAAUCUUCAGUUUCUCACGUUACACGAUUACCUGCUAAGGAAUUUCAAUCUCUUUCGACUGGAGUCCACGUAUGAGAUUCGACAAGAUAUCGAGGAUGCAGUGAGUCGACUUAGUCCAUGGCGAGCGGAGGACGGGGGCGUUUAUUUUGGCGGUUGGGCGCGCAUGGCUCAACCUAUUACGCAGUUCGCUGUGGUGGAAGUGGCCAAGCCAAAUAUCGGUGAGAAGCGGCCUUCGAGAGUCCGUGCCGACAUCACAAUAAACCUUAGCGUUCGGAAGGAAAUCAAGUCGGAGUGGGAAAAUCUCAGGAAGCACGAUGUCUGCUUCCUCAUUACCGUGAAGCCAGAAAAUCCAAUUGGCACCAAGUACAAUCACAAACUGCCAUUCGUACCCCAGGUCGGGCUGACGACAGUCCGUGGAUGCGAGGUCGAGGGCAUGCUAGACUCGAACGGGCGCGUGAUCGAGGAUGGGCCGGAACCCCGACCGAUCCUCCCCGGCGAGAGUCGCACCUACCGUGUCUGGCUCGACUCCAACCAGUACCGCAUCGACAUGGACAACGCCAGCCACGGUCGCGAGGACGUGUACGAGAGCUUCAACAUCAUCAUGCGUCGUAAGCCCAAGGAGAACAAUUUCAAGGCCGUCCUCGAGACGAUACGCGAGCUGAUGAACACGGAGUGCGUAGUCCCGGAUUGGCUGCACAAUAUUAUAUUGGGAUACGGUGACCCGGGCGCAGCACAGUACUCCAGGAUGCAAGACGAGAUCGCGACAAUGGAUUUUAACGAUACGUUUUUGGAUGCUGAUCAUUUGGGCUCAAGCUUUCCUGGAUACGAGUGCCAAAUGACGGAGAGUGAUCCGGAAAAACUCGUUAGGCCCUUUCGAUUGAUCUUCGAGGAUGUGCUUUGUAAACAAAAUAACAAAGAAGAACGGAAGGUCAUAACUGUGCAGCCGCAUGUACCGCCUAGUCGAGGUCCUUACAAGGCUAACGAACCAAAAAAAAACCAAAUUCCAUUCACGCCGACGCAGGUAGAAGCGAUUCGUGCCGGCAUGCAGCCGGGUUUGACGCUCGUCGUUGGUCCACCCGGUACGGGUAAAACCGACGUCGCAGUCCAGAUAAUUUCCAAUCUUUAUCAUAAUUUUCCAAACCAAAGGACGCUUAUCGUCACGCAUUCCAAUCAGGCCUUGAAUCAGUUAUUCGAGAAGAUCAUGGCAUUGGACAUUGACGAGAGGCAUCUGUUGCGUCUCGGUCACGGCGAAGAAGCACUCGAGACUGAAAAAGACUUUAGCAGAUACGGUCGUGUCAAUUACGUUUUGGCGAAAAGACUCGAUUUGCUGAUGGAAGUCCAGAGGCUGCAGGAAUCGCUGGCAGUUCAAGGUGACGUAGCCUAUACUUGCGAGACGGCCGGCUACUUUUUUACCUAUCAAGUUAUGACGAGAUGGAGUCGUUUUGAGUCAAUGAUUAAACAAAGAAGUAGCGACGUUGAUGAAAUACCGGCCUGCAUAAUCGACGAGGAGUUUCCUUUCCAUAAAUUUUUCGAUAAUGCGCCACAGCCGUUAUUUAAGGGAAACACGUUUGAGGAAAAUUUGGUCAUUGCGGAAAGUUGCUAUAGGUAUAUCGAAAGAAUUUUCACUAAACUUGAAGAAUUCCGGGCUUUCGAGCUGCUCAGAUCAGGCCUCGACAGAUCAAAAUACCUGCUCGUUAAAGAGGCGAAGGUAAUCGCCAUGACGUGCACCCACGCUGCUUUAAAAAGACGGGAACUAGUGGACAUGGGCUUCAAAUACGAUAACAUCCUGAUGGAAGAGUCUGCGCAGAUCUUGGAAAUCGAAACUUUUAUACCAUUGCUUUUGCAAAAUCCCGAGGACGGAUACAACCGGUUAAAACGCUGGAUCAUGAUCGGCGACCAUCACCAGUUGCCCCCGGUCAUCAAGAACAUGGCCUUUCAAAAGUACUCAAACAUGGAACAGUCGCUGUUCGCCCGAUUUGUGCGGCUAGGUGUGCCGACGGUCGACCUCGACGGCCAGGGUCGUGCGAGGCCGAGUAUUUGCAAUCUCUAUAACUGGCGUUACAAGAAACUCGGCAAUCUCCGUCACGUGGAGAACAGUCCGGAGUACCUUGUCGCGAACGCGGGCUUCCUCUACGACUUCCAAUUGAUCAAUGUCGAGGACUUCAACGGCGUGGGUGAGAGCGAGCCCAGCGCUUACUUUUAUCAGAAUUUAGCCGAGGCCGAGUAUUGCGUCGCCGUCUUUAUGUACAUGCGACUACUUGGUUACCCGGCGGAUAAAAUCAGUAUUCUCACAACGUACAAUGGCCAAAAACACUUGAUUCGAGACGUUAUAAACAUCAGAUGCGCCAGCAAUCCGCUAAUUGGACGGCCCAAUAAAGUAACGACGGUCGACAAGUACCAGGGUCAGCAGAACGACUACAUUCUCCUGUCGCUGGUGAAGACGCGAGCGGUCGGUCACCUACGCGACGCUCGGCGUCUUGUCGUCGCAAUGUCCCGAGCUCGUCUCGGCCUCUACGUGUUCGCGCGCGUCUCGCUCUUUAAAAACUGCUUCGAGCUCACCCCGGCAUUCGACCAACUUAUGCGCCGACCGCUCAACCUCGCCCUACUGCCUACGGAGAGCUACCCGACUGAGAGGCUCAAUAACGAGGAGGUGAAAGACGAGUCCCUGGAGAUCCAGGAUAUGCCGCACAUGGCCAAAUUCGUCUACGACUUUUAUCUUAAUAAAGUUAAUAUGAAGGAGGAGGCUCGGCAGCAGGAGUGGAUGAACGUUGAUAUUAAAUCGUCGAGUCCCGAUCAUUUCGUUCACGCUCAUCCUGGGGCGGACGACGACUCCGAUGAAGACAUGGAGAAACCAGUAUCUGAAAAUAUUGUGGCAGAAGGGAAACGGGAAUUGGAAAAGCAAGACAAUGGUAGUGAACAUAAAGAAACGGCGGUCGUCGUCCCCAUUGAAAAUUUAAUGAACGAAGAUAAAGUUGUGGAAGAGCAGCAAGACAGUCCUAAGGAUGAUGAAGCCGAUAACGACAAUGACGAGGAAAUAUAAAAAUAAAUUAUAUAUUUUUUAAAUAUUGUUCUUUAUUUUAUUUCCACGCUAUCACAAUCGACACUGAUGCAAAGCAGCCGACCAGCAGUCUUCUAUUCUACGCCAUUUAAGCAAACAUUCAUUUGUAAUAUUCUCAUAGAAAACAACGAGCAAUGCGCCACUGAACAAAGAAAAUAACAAAACACCAGCGCGAUAAAACUUUUUU
Messenger RNA from Ceratosolen solmsi marchali, 4635 nucleotides. RefSeq names its product intron-binding protein aquarius. Gene Ontology annotation, cellular component: catalytic step 2 spliceosome. The transcript has 15 exons. Gene Ontology annotation, molecular function: helicase activity; mRNA binding. Gene Ontology annotation, biological process: mRNA splicing, via spliceosome. NCBI's taxonomy places the organism in Eukaryota, Metazoa, Arthropoda, Insecta, Hymenoptera, Agaonidae. The coding region runs from base 18 to 4430 and encodes 1470 amino acids. The record is from RefSeq and is a predicted model, not a curated record.